Messenger RNA from Phycomyces blakesleeanus NRRL 1555(-), 1308 nucleotides. RefSeq names its product chitin deacetylase. The record is from RefSeq and is a predicted model, not a curated record. The transcript is spliced from 10 exons. Gene Ontology annotation, molecular function: hydrolase activity, acting on carbon-nitrogen (but not peptide) bonds. The annotation marks the transcript as partial. NCBI's taxonomy places the organism in Eukaryota, Fungi, Mucoromycota, Mucoromycetes, Mucorales, Phycomycetaceae. Gene Ontology annotation, biological process: carbohydrate metabolic process.
GCCACCGCUGCUUCUUACAGUUGCGAUCCUGCCACUUGUCAGCUUCCAAACUGUCUCUGUGCCUCAAAGACUCCACCAAAUGGAUUCUCUCCAGCCGACACACCCCAGUUUGUUACAUUGACAUUUGAUGAUUCUAUUCAAACCUCACUUUACCAAACAGCUCGCAAGAUGCUUGAUAUUUUAUUGCAUAGAAAUCCAAACGGAUGCCCUGCACUGGGUACAUGGUUUGUAUCGAUGCAAUAUACCGACUUUUCACUUGUUCAACAGUGGUAUUCAGCAGGAAAUGAAGUUGCAGAUCACACCUUUUCUCACGUCGGUACUCCAUCUGCUCAGGAAAUUGCUAGUUGUCGAACUGCUCUUAACACAUAUGGUGGUAUUCCAAACGGAAAGAUCCAGGGAUUCCGUGCACCGUUCUUAAACUACACCAAAGACACGCUAGCCGAGCUCAAGAAACAGAACUUUUUGUAUGAUUCUAGUGCAAGCGCAGUCUCGGAUGAUGCAUACUGGCCAUACACUCUAGACCAUGGUAUGGCCAAUGAUUGUUGGACUGGCAUCUGUGGCGCUGGCCAGAUCCAAUUGCCUGGCUUGUGGGAAGUACCGAUGUAUGCUGUUCUGGACAACGGUAGUAUUCCACAAUUGAUGGAUGUCUACAUUGCCGGAACACCGGAAGAUGUUAGCCAAUGGAGUACAUCCUCCUUUGAUCGACAUUACAAUGGUGGCCGUCAACCCUUUGGAAUCUAUGUUCACCCAACUCAUUUGACAGCAUACCCUGGUCUGCCUGAUCCAGCUCCAAAGCUAGAGGGCCUUAUUUCAUUUGUCAAGUCUAUUGCCAAGAGGCCAGAUGUUUGGAUUGUGACUAACCAGCAGUUGCUGCAGUGGAUGAAGAAUCCAGUCAAGGCAUCUGAGUUAGGAAAGCAGGAUUACAUGAAGUGCCAACAGCCUGUCAUUGUAAAAGAGAUCUGCAAUGGUCUAGAUGAUGACAACAACCAUGUAAUCGAUGACAACCUGUUGAACAAUUGUAAUUUCGGAACAACAACUUUCAAGACUUGUUUCAAUUGUCCAAGCACUGCGCCUACGCUUGAAUCUCCUGCACCAGUAUCGUCUUCUCAGAAUGGUACCGAAGGAUUCCGUUAUCCACUUCCCCUGGACUGCGAUACCAAGUGGUGGGAUCCUAUCAGUAAUCUCUGCUUGUGUACUUCAACCGAAUGCCAAUACAAGGACACAGCAGUACCUGUUAACAAGAACACGACAACCAGCAGUAUUAGUGCUAAUGGAAAAGAUCAAGAAAAGAGUGAUGCCUCUAGAUCA